AAAUUUCCUUUAAUAAAAUUUCCUGUAAUAAAGAAAAUUUCCGCUAAUAUCUAUAUAUAUACCUAAUUCUAAAUUCUUUAUUUAACUUGUUUAUCUAAUAAUUGUCAGUUUUUAUAUUUUCUUUAUCUAUGGCAAGUUAACUGAUUAGUUUAAUAAUGUCAAAUCUGAAAAAUAAACACUUAAUAAAAAUAAUUAUGUACAUGAACAUUUAGUUAUUUCAUUAACAGUCAUGAUUCUUUUUGUAAUAUAUUUAUUUUUAUUGCUUCUAUUUUAAAAAUAUGUAAUUUGUUAGAAAAUUCAAACAUAAUCAAGAUGCAGAAAUGUAAUUUGAAAUCUGUAUAUCGAUUUUUUCUUCUAUGAUAGAAAGAAUUACAAAGAUAUCUGGAAUAUUACUUUGUAUUUUAUAUAAAGCAUUUACUAAAUGUGAUAUUUUUAAAUCAAAUGUCUUUGAUUAUUUUUUAUUUAUUUAUUUCGGCCUCGCCGGCUGUGAAAUGGACUUGGUUUAUAUUAUACUAAUUCGCGCAUUCCACAUUCCACUUAUUCCUACAACACCUCCGCCUUCUUUCUUUCGAUAAAAUUUUCUUUUUCUUUUUGUCUCUUCUACUCUAAGUAGAAAUUCAUCCCAUUUUCUAAUUAAAUAUUUUGAUAUAUUUCUAAAAGCAAAGAACAGCUAAAUAUAUUUUUUAAAUGCUAAAUGAUGUUACCACAUAAUGAGUACACAUUUAUCAUCAUUUAUAUCUGUAUAUGAAUAAAUCUCAAUAUUAAAAAAUUGAGUCUACAAUGAAAUAAAUAUUAGAAAUUCUACUUUAAUUUUAUACUUUAUUAUUUUUGAACACAUUUAUUUCUUUGACAAUUCAAAUAUGUAUCUAUAAUAUGCACUGCAUAAAGCACUUUAUUUACAUCCAAGUGUUAAUUUAAUAAGUAUGGAAACUUACAUUACAUUGCAACUUGCUAUAAGAAUAUUCCAUAUGCUCUGUUCUAUUCACAUACAAUAAAUAUUCGUUUAAUAUAAUUAUGAAUGUAAAAAUAAUUUUUUUUAUAAUAUAUGUUAAAAAGAUAAUAUAUUGAAUUAAUAUUAAAAAUUAAUAACUAAAUGAUAAUAUAAUUGCUAAAAAUAUAUUUUUCAUCAUUCACACAAGAAAUCCAUAACUUUUAUAGAAACUACAUUUUUAAAUAUUUAAUUAGAUUAUUAUAAUUGGUUAUUUGUGUAUAAAUUUUUCUUAUAGUCUAUCCUGUAAAGUAAUAUUUUUAUGAUUUUAUUUAAAUUGACCCUUGUUUUCCAUUUAUUUUCAAAUGCACAAAUACUAAAUAUCUGUUAUAUUCCAUGUACAUACAUAUAUAUGGUUCAAGUACAUGAUUUAUCAGGAAUUUUGUCUUACAAAUUUUCCAUUCUUACUUAUGAACAAGAUGAAAAUAUAUAUCAUGACGUAUCUUGUAGUCAUAACUUUAGUAGAGGGGGUGGUGCUAACAAGACUUUAACAUUCACUAUAAAAGUUCUUGCUCGAGAUACGAAGGUGCUGUUGAAAAUGUUGUGUAACAGUGAAACUGAUCGAGGCUCUAAAACUUCUCAAAUAUUGUACUUAUCAUUGUUUUUAUUUUGUAUAUCUGUACAGUUAACGUCAUGUAUGUCUGAUACAAGUUAUAAUGCAACAACUACUAUGUUAACGAAUAAUACAUCAAAUAAUUCAGUUGGUGAUGACUUAUAUGUCAUAAAAGCAAUGGUAUAUGAAAUUGGUAUAUUAACAGAUGCGGAUAAUGCAACUAACGAUACCACUGAAAGGCAAGAAGUCGAACUCUCAUUUUAUAACUCUCCUAUCGAGGACAAUGGAUCACCAUAGAAGGAUAUUAUCUAUCAUUGAUAUAAGUUAUCUAUUGUUAUCUAUUGUUCAUGUAUUUUAAAAGUUUAAACUGACAUUAUAUCAACAUUUGAAUGAAAUUUAUAUCAAAAAAUGUAAUUGUUGUAGGAAAAUUUAAUUAUUAAUAAAGUUUUACUUUAAUAUAUGUAAUGAAGUAUAAUAAUAAAUAUAAAAUAUAAAAAUAAAUACUUUUAAGAAGAUUACAUUUUAAUUGUAAUUGAUUUCACAUGUAACAUAUUUUUCUUUGUGUGAUUUAGUAUAGGAUAUUUGAAAGGAAAU
This is a messenger RNA of Bombus pyrosoma, 2135 nucleotides long. RefSeq lists its product as uncharacterized. NCBI's taxonomy places the organism in Eukaryota, Metazoa, Arthropoda, Insecta, Hymenoptera, Apidae. The record is from RefSeq and is a predicted model, not a curated record. The transcript is spliced from 3 exons. The coding region runs from base 1251 to 1838 and encodes 195 amino acids.